AUGUCUGGCAUCCCACAAGUUGCUGCAAAGGAGAACGGCGGAGUGUCAUUUCCCUAUCCGAUGCUAAGCCCACACAAUUACACUGUGUGGGCAAUCAAGAUAGAGGCGAUUCUUGAUGCCCAGGGAGUCUGGGAGGCGGUGGAGCCAGCGGAAGGAGCCCAGGUGGAUGCAAAGAAGGAUAAAAAGGCACGUGCAUACAUCCUGCAGUGUGUCCCCGAAGACAUCCUUCUCCAGAUCGCAACAAAGAAGACGGCGAAGGAAGUCUGGGACAGCCUCAAGACGAGGUACCUUGGUAGUGAUCGGGUAAAGAAGGCAUGUGUACAAACAUUGAAGAGUGAGUUUGACGCUCUCCGGAUGAAAGAGACCGAAACGAUUGAUGAGUUUGCUGGCAAACUCAGCGCCCUAAGCAGCAAGUUCUCCACCCUUGGUACCAUGCUUGAAGAUUCCUCGUUGGUAAAAAAAUUGCUCGAUUCUGUCCCUGAUAAAUUCUUUCCUAUUGUUGCUGGUAUUGAGCAAUUCUAUGACCUUGAGUCUAUACCAUUUGAGGAGGCUAUAGGGCGACUAAAGGCGUACGAAGAACGAACGCUACGACUACGCAGCAACACCAACGGCACUGAAGGUGAGCUCCUAUUAACUCAUGCCGAAUGGCAAAUGCGACAGAAGGGGAGCAACGUGGACAUUUCGUCAGGAGGAAAGGGGCGUGGGUCCAGCAGCCCUAGUCGUGGCAAAUGGCGUGGGCGUGGGCGAGGGCGCGGUCGUGGUCGUGGUACACAGCGCCAAGAUAGUGCAGGAGGCACUAGCGGCAACAACAGUGGCACUCGUGACAAGAGACACAUAAAAUGCUUCAAUUGUGAGAAAAUGGGGCAUUAUGCAUCUGAAUGCUACAGCAAGCGUCGUGGAGAUGAGGCUCACCUCACUUGCGCCACCGAUGAAGAGCCAGCACUAAUGAUGACCAUGUUCCACGAAGAAUCUCAGCGGCAGGAUACCAUUCUGCUCAGUGAAGAGAGGUUGCUACCGGAGGUGUACCGGGGCGUCAAGAAAGGUGAAGACAAAGACGUUUGUUUCAAGAACUAG
Molecule: messenger RNA, 1074 nt
Organism: Zingiber officinale
Lineage: Eukaryota; Viridiplantae; Streptophyta; Magnoliopsida; Zingiberales; Zingiberaceae
Exons: 2
Coding region: 1-1074 (357 amino acids)
Molecular function (GO): zinc ion binding; nucleic acid binding
Source: RefSeq, a predicted model, not a curated record